This is a messenger RNA of Desarmillaria tabescens, 1551 nucleotides long. RefSeq names its product glycosyltransferase family 4 protein. Gene Ontology annotation, molecular function: alpha-1,3-mannosyltransferase activity; GDP-Man:Man(1)GlcNAc(2)-PP-Dol alpha-1,3-mannosyltransferase activity. The record is from RefSeq and is a predicted model, not a curated record. Gene Ontology annotation, cellular component: endomembrane system. NCBI's taxonomy places the organism in Eukaryota, Fungi, Basidiomycota, Agaricomycetes, Agaricales, Physalacriaceae. The coding region runs from base 43 to 1452 and encodes 469 amino acids. The transcript is spliced from 5 exons.
UCAAUUUCAAAUUUCUCCAUUUCUACCUCUCCUUCCACGACCAUGAGAAUAGCUUUCCUCCAUCCAGAUCUCGGAAUCGGCGGUGCAGAACGUCUCGUCGUAGAUGCUGCGCUUGGAUUGCAGGAGCUGGGCCAUUCCGUCGACAUUUACACGUCUCACCACGACCCCAGUCACUGCUUUGAGGAAACCAAAGAUGGAAGCCUCUCCGUGUUCAACGUUAAACCUCCGGUUCCCCGUGCCUUCAAGGGAAAGUUCCAUAUCCUCUUCGCACAUGCUAGGCAACUGCACCUUACGGCACAUAUUCUCUUAUUCUCAUCCAAAAAGUAUGACGUAUUCUUUGUCGACCAACUAUCAACGUGUAUACCCUUCCUUCGCAUGCUGGGCAAAACUAGAGUCGUAUUCUACUGUCAUUUUCCGGAUAAGCUGCUCGCGAAUGGCGCGUUCAUCGAAGGAUCAGCGAUGCGGAAACAGGGAAGUCUGUUGAAGAGGAUUUACCGUUUUCCCAUGGAUUGGUGGGAGGAAAUAUCAACUCGUCAAGCAGACAUAAUAUUGGCCAACUCUCGAUUUACUGCGCGCGUAUUCAAGUCGUAUUUUCCCUCUAUAUCCGAGACCCCAAGGAUAGUGUAUCCAGGUAUCAACAUUGCUGCGUAUGAGGCUGCGGUUGAUACCUCGGAUCCUGAUGUUAUUUCUAUAGCUUCCGACUGUUCUUCCUUUAUCUCUUUAAAUCGAUUUGAGAAGAAGAAAAAUGCAGCGUUAGCCAUUGAAUCUUUUGCUCAGGCCCUACCCAACCUUGCGCGCAGGACGCGUCUUAUUAUUGCCGGAGGAUAUGAUCCCCGGCUUGAAGACAACAUGCUCACCCUGUAUUCGUUGAUCGACCUGGCGAAGAAACACGACUUGAAAUAUGAUGUGAUCACCCCCUCUACCCCCAAUGCUGUCAAAAUCCCCCCUCUCAAUACUACUCGCGAUAGCCCUGACGUUCUGUUCCUGCUCAACUUCACUACCGCCCAACGUUCCUGGCUGCUGAAGAGUUCGUCGACCAAAGCUCUGCUCUAUACACCGACAAAUGAGCACUUUGGCAUCGUUCCUGUCGAAGCCAUGAUUUGCGGUUUGCCAGUAUUAGCGUGUGAUAGUGGAGGGCCCGUCGAAAGUGUUGUGGAUGGACCGACAGAUCAGCGUACAGGUUGGCUACGGGCCCCUCAAGCUGAUUUGUGGGCCGAAGUCCUAAAGGAGAUCAACAGCAUGGGUGAGGCAGAUAGGAACGCUAUUUCGGAGAGAGCGAAGGACCGAGCGAGGCAUGUUUUUAGCAUGGACGCGAUGGCUCUGUCGAUAGAAGAAGCGCUGAAGGAAGCAAUUGCGAUGGGAGAGCCAGGGAUUAGUCGAGGAUGGGAACUCUUCGGGGUGAUGUUGAUAGGUUUUCUGUUUGCUUACCUCCUUGGCCCAUGGUUAAUCUGACAAGCUCUGCGAUUUUAUCAAGAUAUAUUAUCAUUACUCGUACUUGGACAUUCUUGCGGAUAUUUGUUUAUGCAACGUUUCUCCCGAAUCAACCCCAGA